GGCGACACCGCGUGCACGCCCUCCGCCUCCCCAAUCCGUCCCGUCUCCUCGCCCGCCGCCCUCGACUCCCGUCUCCUCGCCUGCCGCUGGCGCCGAUCUCCAUCCUGCUAGCAGAGGUGGCGCCGGCGUCCUCCUCCUGCUCCCGCCGCAUUCGCUCACCGGUGAGCAUCCUAAUCCAUCCCAUCCGGCCUCGGCCUCGGCCUCGAAUUUCGUCUCCUCACCCGCCGCUUGCGCCGAUCCCCAUCCUGCGAGCAGAGGUGGCGCCCGGCGUCCUCCUUCUAGCUUCCACCGCAUCGUCGCUCGCCGGUGAGCAUCCCUCCCUACCCACACCUCAUCAGCCACUGCCAUUUGAGGCCCACACAGCGUUGGCCCCACCAGUCGGUCUCACAUCGGCUACAAUGGCUAGAAGGUUCUGUGAGUAAAGCCGCUUCCCCAUUUGGCCCCCGUGCCAUUCCCGUCCGAUUUGGCCAUCGUCGUCUCCGUCUCCGCUGCGUCUCCGCUGCCUCUCCCGCGCCGCCGCCGUCGCAGUAGCCGCAGAAACCCUAGACCCCGGCGAGAGAGCGGGGGAGCUCACGGGAGAGCAGCAAAUGGAGUACGGUGCAGCAACGCGUGGCGCGCUCCUCGCGGCCGCCCCGCUCUCCGGCGCCCGGCGUAGCUGGUUGCCCCUCUCAUCGCCGCCGUCGCCGCCCUCUAUUCAGAUUCAGAAUCGACUUUAUUCGAUAUCGUCGCUUCCACUAAAGGCUCGAGGCGUGAGAAGAUGCGAGGCUUCUCUAGCAAGUGACUACACGAAGGCAUCUGAGGUAGCUGAUUUAGAUUGGGAGAACCUUGGUUUUGGAAUCGUGCAGACCGACUACAUGUAUAUCACAAAAUGCGGACAGGACGGGAAUUUUUCUGAGGGUGAAAUGAUUCCAUUUGGACCUAUAGCGCUGAACCCAUCUUCUGGAGUCCUUAAUUACGGACAGGGAUUAUUUGAAGGUCUAAAAGCAUAUAGAACAACAGAUGACUCUAUCUUAUUAUUUCGCCCGGAGGAAAAUGCACUGAGAAUGAGAACAGGUGCAGAAAGAAUGUGCAUGCCUGCGCCUAGUGUUGAGCAGUUUGUGGAUGCAGUAAAGCAAACUGUUUUAGCAAACAAGAGAUGGGUGCCUCCUACCGGUAAAGGUUCUUUGUAUAUUAGACCGCUACUCAUGGGUAGUGGUGCUGUUCUUGGUCUUGCACCUGCUCCUGAGUAUACGUUCAUUAUAUUUGUCUCGCCUGUGGGGAACUACUUUAAGGAAGGUUUAGCUCCAAUAAAUUUGAUAGUUGAAGAUAAGUUUCAUCGUGCAACCCCUGGUGGAACUGGAAGUGUGAAGACCAUAGGAAAUUAUGCCUCGGUCUUGAUGGCACAGAAGAUUGCAAAAGAAAAGGGCUAUUCUGAUGUUCUCUACUUGGAUGCUGUUCACAAAAAGUAUCUUGAAGAAGUUUCUUCAUGUAAUAUUUUUGUUGUCAAGGGCAAUGUCAUUUCAACUCCAGCAGUAAAAGGAACAAUAUUGCCAGGCAUCACAAGGAAAAGUAUCAUUGAUGUUGCUCUGAGCAAGGGUUUCCAGGUCGAGGAGCGACUUGUGUCAGUAGAUGAGCUGCUUGAAGCUGAUGAGGUUUUCUGCACAGGAACUGCUGUCGUAGUGUCUCCUGUGGGUAGUAUUACCUAUCAAGGGAAAAGGGUCGAAUAUGCUGGCAACAAAGGAGUUGGUGUCGUGUCUCAGCAGCUAUAUACUUCAUUAACAAGCCUGCAGAUGGGCCAGGCAGAAGAUUGGCUAGUCUGGACUGUGCAACUGAGUUAGGAAGUAAUAAAAUGUUCAUCAACAUCAAAAGAUGGACAUGAUUAUGAUCAUGUGUAUCCUUCAGUUUUGUAGUUUUGUUGGUGUGACAUCCUGCUGUAUAUGUAUAGACGGCAGUGCAUUAGCGCGAAGCAGUUUUGCUAAGGAACGACACCAUGCAUCCAGCUUUUAUGCCUUUUGCAUGAGAAAUCAAACGUGGAAGGCUUUCCUGACUGAAAUAUCGACAAUUAUAAAACUAUUUUGCUAUGUUGAUUACAAUAUAUAUCCUAGAUAAUCUAAAUUAACUGCUU
This is a messenger RNA of Oryza sativa Japonica Group (Japanese rice), 2104 nucleotides long. Its product is annotated as branched-chain-amino-acid aminotransferase 5, chloroplastic. Gene Ontology annotation, biological process: branched-chain amino acid metabolic process. Lineage: Eukaryota; Viridiplantae; Streptophyta; Magnoliopsida; Poales; Poaceae. Gene Ontology annotation, cellular component: chloroplast. Gene Ontology annotation, molecular function: branched-chain-amino-acid:2-oxoglutarate transaminase activity. The record is from RefSeq and is a predicted model, not a curated record.